AUGAGCUCGUCAAGUUCGGCUCCCGGCCCGGCUGAAUCUAUCUUGGCCACCCUCAACACAGCACAAUGCCGGGCCGUCACGUCGAACGCGGCGACAGUGGCCAUCCUGGCCGGUCCGGGAAGUGGCAAGACGCACACUCUGACUUCCCGAGUCGUUUGGCUAGUUGACAACAUCGGAUACGCGCCUUCGGAGAUCAUUGUUGCCACGUUCACCGUCAAGGCCGCCAGGGAGAUGAAGGAACGCAUUGGCAAGGCCCUGGGAGGUGGCCGCGAGAAGAAAAUCGUCCUCGGCACAUUUCACAGCAUUGCUCGUCGGUAUCUGGCUGCAUACGGCAAGAGAAUAGGGCUUGACGAAAUGUUUGGUAUUGCAGACGACUCGGACUCGAGGUCCAUCAUCCAGAGAAUAUGCAAACGCUUCCAACUGUCUGUGGAUCCACCGGCGGCGAGGUCAUGGAUCAGCAAGAAAAAGGCAAAGGGAAACGCUCAGAGCCCACCAAAACGCAAUGGAAAAGAAGUACCGGAAAGCCCAGAUAUGCAGACCUGUUACCGAGAGUACCAGAGCCAUCUCGAGCGAUCAAAUCUACUCGACUACGACGACCUGUUGACGCGCUGCGUGGAGCUGCUGCAGAAACACCCGUCCUGCGUUGCUAAUGUGCAAGCUGUGCUCAUCGAUGAGUACCAAGACACCAACGGCAUCCAGUACGAGCUCAUGAAGCUCUUCGCUCAAGCUCGGGAAAGAAUCACCAUUGUGGGAGAUCCCGAUCAGAGCAUCUACGGCUGGCGAUCUGCCGAGAUCAAGAACUUAUAUCGACUCCUCAGGGAUUAUCCACAGACCGAUGAGAUCUCUCUGGAGGAGAACUAUCGCUCGUCUCAAGCGAUUCUAGAUGUGUCUCUCAAGAUCAUCCAGCAAGACAAGAGACGGUACCAAAAGGUAUUGCUGCCCAUCCACAACAAAGGCACGCGUCCGGUCCUUCGUCGAUUGAAGUCUUCUGCUGUCGAGGCCGAAUGGAUGGUUUCCGAGAUCAAGCGGAUCCUCAUGAUGGCAGGCAACAUGUUGAAUCACGACGAUGUGGCGAUUCUCCUGCGGUCGGCCGCACUGUCCAGGCACAUUGAGUCGGCCCUCGGCAAGGCUGGAAUUGCUUACCGAAUGGUUGGCGGAGUCAAGUUCUACGAACGUGCAGAGGUCAAGGUGGUUCUUGACUAUCUGCGUGUUAUCCACCAACCGGACAACAACGAUGCGGUGGCGCGCAUCAUCAACGUCCCCCGCCGUGGCAUCGGAGACGCCACCAUCAAGUCCCUGCUUGAAGAGGCUGAAAAUGCCAAGCUGAGUCUUUGGGUAUUGCUGAACAAGCACUGCCGGGGAGAUCGGACAGCGAAGACGAAUAUAAAGAAGGCCAUGGAACAAAAGAUCAGCGGAGAGCUCAUCAAGAUGGUCUCAAGUAUUAGGAGGAAGAUGGCGGAACCACCCAGUGGCAGUCCAUAUUACCACCUGGUGGACUUGAUACAGAACCUCCUCUCGCAGCUCAACUUCCAAAAGUACCUCGAAGAGAAUUACCGCGAAGACCACGAAGCGCGCUGGGCCAACGUACAAGAGUUCAUCGGCCUGGCUGGCGACUUCAUGAGGGAUCUGAGUGCCACGGCGGACGAGGACCGCCUGCCACAGAUCGACGGAGUGCAUCAAGUCGAGGAGAACGACGCGCUCGGUCGGUUCCUCGCGAAUGUGUCGUUGGCAUCGGACGCGCAAAAGGGUGAUACCGAAGGCAAGCCUCUGGUGACCAUUUCGACAAUUCACGCAGCGAAGGGACUCGAGUGGCCGGUAGUCUUCGUCCCUGCAGUGUACAGUGGAUCGAUCCCGCACAUGAGAUCUGAGGAUCUCGACGAAGAGCGUCGGCUGCUGUAUGUGGCCAUGACGCGAGCCAAGUCUCUCCUCUACCUCAGCUGUCCCAUGUACAGCUCGCAGAACGGAGGCAACGGUGGCGAGCGCACCGAGCUGUCGCAGUUCAUCCCAACAGAGAUUCACCAGUACUUUAGGAAACGCGGUCCAUCUUUCGAGCCUGGGAUUCUGCAAGAGAUUGGUCGGAUUCUUGGGAGAGAGGCUGCAGUUCCCACGCAAGACAAGGUCUUUGGUGUGAUGCCACUCAUGGAGAGACCGGAAGACAACCUGUAUCCUGAGAACCCCGAAGAUGCCUUUGGGGACAGCGAGAAUGGUAGGAACCGUCAAUGGCAGCGGCGCUCAAAACCGCAGAUAGCGUCUGCAGAAGAGGAGGCUCAGCCCGUGCCAACGUGGCAUACCUCCACGACCAUGGAUGCGGCGUCCAACUUCACCAUGUCGUCGCUGCCUGGCUUCACAACUGCAACCGCAGCGCAGUCAGCGAUCCUCGCGGCCGCCAAAGAAAUGGCAGCAUCAGCCCAGGCCCAACCUGCGCCUCAGAAGUCUUCCGGUCCCAGGAGGGGGACCACGAAGCGGCCGGCCGAUCAGCAGAGCCUCCUCGGGUUCGUCAAGAUCGUCAAGAGGUCCAAGUCCGACCAGUCAGAGCCCAGCAACAUGCCCGCUCCGCCUCCUCGGCAGGCGCUCCAGGAGCUCCCAGAGCUGCCAAACCUGCACCGAGCCCAGCGGCCCGCUCCGGCCAUCGAGCCCGGCCUCACGGGUCACAAGCUCGGCGCCAGCCGGAGGCCCGCCAAGCCGUCCAAGCCAACCUUUGACGGCGACGCGGGCCCGAAAAAGCACUACGCGAAUUUCUCCAGCUCUCCGCCGAGGCCCGAGAAGGAGAACGAAGACCAAGACCAGCCGCCGCCCGUCCGGGAGCGCCCGGCGAGCUGCUUUCACGCGACAACGACGACGAACGGGUUCGGCGGUUUCAAGAGGCCGGCGGCGUUGAAGAAGGAAGGGGGCAUUGCACCCAUAGACCGCUUGAGGAAGCCCUUCAAGCCGCUCACGAUUAAGAAGUAA
This is a messenger RNA of Colletotrichum karsti, 2949 nucleotides long. RefSeq names its product UvrD/REP helicase. The coding region runs from base 1 to 2949 and encodes 982 amino acids. Gene Ontology annotation, biological process: recombinational repair. The record is from RefSeq and is a predicted model, not a curated record. Gene Ontology annotation, molecular function: DNA binding; 3'-5' DNA helicase activity; ATP binding. Gene Ontology annotation, cellular component: nucleus. The transcript has a single exon. Lineage: Eukaryota; Fungi; Ascomycota; Sordariomycetes; Glomerellales; Glomerellaceae.